AUGGCAUCAGACAGGACUCCCGUGGCAUUGACGCCGGGUGUCAUCGUCAAAGCGACAGAUACUUCCACCCAGUCCAAUCAACAGCAAUGGCCCAGCAACGUGGAAGAUAUUCCCAUUCCUGCUUUGGACACAGGAGUCUUCCUUGCCGAGCUAGCGAACAUAAACAAGCUGCCCGCGAGGCCGAAAUAUACUGACGAAGAACGAGAUGCAGCUCACAUGAAUCCAGAAUCGCUACUCCAAAAGUUUCAGGACUACCCAAUAUCACCCAUCGCAGAAGGGACAUACCGCGACACUCAGCUCGCCUUGACCAAGAUCUCUCAGCAGAUCGACUCCAGCUAUGCUUCGUUCAUGAACACUGCCAAUUUCGAGCCAUCAAUCCCGCGUCCAUGGACCAUUGAGCAGAAGCGACAGGCAUUCAGCUUCACAGAUCCUACAUCCGAUGGAUACCCGCCACAUUUGAAUCUCGCCGGCAAUAGAGCAAUGUCGGACAUGAACCCUGGAGAGUGGCAGAAGUCUACCAUGACACGUGCAGACUUGUUCAGCAAGAUGAGACUUGCUCAGAUGACAGCGCUGCUACCUCAGCUUAUCCCGAAGAAGUUCAUCACUACCUCCAUCGUGGCUGUUGCGCAGGAACGGGCAAAAGUGGCACUUGGUGAUAUGGGCAGACCUGAUCAGGGCCGCACUUUGAAGGACGUCGAGGACUACAACAGGCGUCAAAGGGCAAGGACUGGAGGCUUUUUCGAUCGCAAUGACAUCUUCAAUUUGCCAAACAUGGGCGACAUCCUUGACUGGUACAGUGAUAGGCGUUUCGCCCAGCAGUUUUUGACUGGCUCAAACCCAACUACUAUCGAACGUGCAAGCCAGAAGUGGAUCGUGCAUUUCAUAGAAAAUGCCACUCAGUCCGCUGCUGACCAGAGGAUGAAGUUAAAGAUCCAGUCUCUGGUCCUCAACGACCCCGAAUCUCUGUACAUGCAAGACUACAGUGACUUCCGCGAAGGAGCAGGUUUUUCUCCCAGCCAAGAAAUGAAGUGCAGCUAUACUGAGUACUACGAUGCUGGAUUGGGCAAAAUGUCAAAGGAGAGCUUCCGCUAUGGUGUUGCAGCUGUCUGCCUCUUCCAUUUGCAGCCAGAUGGUCAACUGCAACCUCUCGCAAUUGUCUGCGAUUGGCGUGGUAGCGCAGCGAAAUCCGUGCGCCAUGAGAUCACAGCACAUCUGGUCAACACCCAUUUCAUGGAGGAAGCAACGAUUGUCGGAGCUCAACGCGCGUUUGAAGAUAGCCACCCGGUGUUCCAGCUCCUAUACCCUCAUUGGCAGAAGACACUUUCGGUCAACGCUGGCUCCCGCGCAUCACUAUGUCCGAAUGUAAUUUGCGAAUUAAUCGGUAUGAAACUGGAUCAAGCGAAAGCUUUCAUCUUGACGGAGUACAAGAAGUUCGACUUUGUGAGCAGCUACGCUCCCAAUGACCUCGCGCGCCGCGGCUUUCCAGUCUCGAGACGCCACGAAGCCAGAUAUCGAAAUUAUGCCUAUGCCAGAUGCAUCUACUCGAUGUGGUUCAAAAUACGCGAGUUCGUGGAAGACGUGCUCAAGGUACACUACGGUAACGACCCUCAUUCCGCCGACUUGGCUGUCUUACACGACUCUGCGAUCAAGGAUUGGUGCGACAUCAUGCAAACGCCAUCCGCCCCUGUUGGAGGCGGCGCCGAAAUACGUACGUUUCCCACGAUUGUAAACUUCAACAUGCUUGUCGAUGCAGUCACGAUGUGUAUACAUCUCGCAUCACCUCAGCAUACUGCUGUGAACUAUCUGCAGAACUACUAUCAGAGCUUCGUUCCGAACAAGCCUGCUUGCCUCUAUAGGCCUGUACCAACAACGCGUGCCGAGCUGGACAACUACAAGGAACAGGAUCUGGUCGACGCAUUACCGAUGAAUCAUCCUCGAGAGUGGCUCCUGACCUCGCACAUUCCAUACCUACUAUCUUCAAAGCCUGGAGACAAGGAGAGCCUGAUCAUGUACGCCGCAUCGAAAUAUCAUCUCUAUAAGGACAAGCCCGAUGCUGCCAGCAAAGGUAUAGCGCAAGCCGCAGCGAAAUUCUACAAAGCUUUGGCAGACAGCGAGGACGAGUUUCGAAAGUACGGAGACGCCACGUGGGAUUCAUCGGAAAUCCGCUACAAUGUCCUCAGUCCAAGCUGGAAUGCUGUCUCGAUUGUUGUUUGA
Messenger RNA from Pseudocercospora fijiensis CIRAD86, 2214 nucleotides. RefSeq lists its product as uncharacterized. Bases 1 to 2214 code for a protein of 737 amino acids. Gene Ontology annotation, biological process: lipid oxidation. The transcript has 5 exons. NCBI's taxonomy places the organism in Eukaryota, Fungi, Ascomycota, Dothideomycetes, Mycosphaerellales, Mycosphaerellaceae. The record is from RefSeq and is a predicted model, not a curated record. Gene Ontology annotation, molecular function: metal ion binding; oxidoreductase activity, acting on single donors with incorporation of molecular oxygen, incorporation of two atoms of oxygen.